Molecule: messenger RNA, 696 nt
Organism: Oppiella nova
Lineage: Eukaryota; Metazoa; Arthropoda; Arachnida; Sarcoptiformes; Oppiidae
Source: the annotation of a GenBank genome assembly
GGUCAAUUGUUGACACAUUUUGUGUGUAUUUUUCACUUUCACUGCAAUUGAGUCCCAAUUGUCACCACAACUAGUGCUCAAGACAUGAACAAAAAGGAAACGGUGGACCUGUCGACCAUCCGGUGCCAGAAGUGUCUGGAGAUGGGCCACUGGACCUACCAGUGCACCGGUAAACGCAAAUACGUUCACCGAUUGUCGCGAACGGCGCUCAUGAAGAAGCGACUCAAGCGCUCGGAAGAGCUCCAGAAGUUGCAGCUCUUAGAGAAACUCAACGAACAGAAGCAGAAGAAGUCGAGCCAUUCGUCGGACGACUCGUCUUCAGCCACCAGCGACUCGGAGUCGGACAGCGAUGACAGCAGCGGUUCCAGCGAUUCCUCGUCGAUUGGAUCGGACUCGUCGUCGAGCUCUUCAUCGGACACGUCUGAAUCGGGCUCUUCGUCGACCUCUUCGGACCCAUCCGUGUCUGAAGAUAGCGAUCAUAAGUCACGCGACAAACGGCACCGAAAGCGGAGGCGUAAGAGUCGAUGAAAAUGACCGGACAUUCCGUUGCGAACUGUUUUUCGUGUCAUUUAUUUGCAAUUUUUGUCAUUAAUUUUGUGAAUCAAUGGUGUUUUGCAUUCAUUGAGUGCUUAUUGAAUGGAUGUCUUAUUCAUAACAUUUGCCAUAAACCCAUUCAACCACCACUUCAUAGCCUAU